Molecule: messenger RNA, 3153 nt
Organism: Haplochromis burtoni (Burton's mouthbrooder)
Lineage: Eukaryota; Metazoa; Chordata; Actinopteri; Cichliformes; Cichlidae
Gene: pitx3
Product: paired-like homeodomain 3
Exons: 4
Coding region: 1426-2313 (295 amino acids)
Biological process (GO): anatomical structure morphogenesis; regulation of transcription by RNA polymerase II
Cellular component (GO): nucleus
Molecular function (GO): DNA-binding transcription factor activity, RNA polymerase II-specific; RNA polymerase II cis-regulatory region sequence-specific DNA binding
Source: RefSeq, a predicted model, not a curated record
CAUUUGUGCUCCAUCUAAUAAUAAGAAGCAGAUCGCAAAUCAAACUGUGCUCUUCCAUCCCUGCAGACUGACUUUCAAACACAACCUUUAGUUAUAAAUGGACCCAGAUUCACGCGCGGGACUUAACCCGGCCGUCUGUGAAUAAAAUCGCGAGUGUUUAGUAUUCCCCUGCAGGUCUGAAUUUCUGUUAACUAAAGUUGCUUCGCAGACUGAGCUGAAUGGGUGAAAUGCAUUUUUUAUCGGGCCUAAUAAAUUCUUGAUGUGGAAACGCUCUGUACUGAUCACUGUCGAGAGCUUCUAUUGGCUCGCCCAACCAAUUAUUCCUCCGUGAUUCUGCUGCAGGACUUCAUCGGCCUCGCUCCCUCAAUCAUAUGCAAAUGGCUGUUAUAGGAGGGCAGAAAUUAACAUCUACAAACAUUGGACCGAAAUUCCAUCUGCCGCCUCUUAGGAGGAGGAGGCCCUUAAUAAGUUCUCAGACAGCAAAGUGACACACAUCUUAAUCAACUCUUAAUCCCAGGAAUUAAUUCUCAACGCGUUUAUGAAUAAUUCCCGGGCUAAUGCCUGCUGUCCGUGGAAAUGCAAGCACGCCGCCGCGCGCACUGCCAGAUGGACCGCCAGAACUGCAGAAAUGAGAGGAUUCCACUUUUUCACAAGUAUUUAUUGUAUUAUCGUCAGCAGAUAUAUGCUUUGAGCUCGAUGUCACCAGGCUGCUACUCAUGCAAAGCGCUUCUGCUCAUGCAAACUGUUGAUUUGCGUUUACUUCCUAGCAGGACCCCCGCCCGCCUCCUCCAGAUUACCCGUGUUUUAGGCUUUGUUUCAAAGCUGAGGUAGAGGUUCGAGUGUGCUCCAGGAAAGAGCCGCGGUCCGUGUUAGAAAGCAGAGGUAAGAUCCGUGAAAAAGUCUGCUCAGCUCAGUGGUUCGGUCACGGGAGGCUGUGCGGUCAGUGAUUAGUCACACUGUCAGCUGCUGAGGCCCGGCCUGCUCGUUAGCUCGGUGAUAGUUUGUUGGACAUACUGAGCAGGGAGGGAGGAUGAGGGCUUUUGAUUUUACAAAUAUAAUCGAGCCCUUCAUGAGAAAGUGUGUGUGUGUGUGUGCUGGUGGGUGGGGUUGUGGCACGUUGUUUUGGACAAAAUGACUGGCUUGCAUCACCCGCACUCGCCCUCACUGCCGAGCCAGCCGGCCUCUCGGGCCUCUCAGCACCACAUUGACAGCAGGCCCCGCGUCCAUCCAUCACUGCCACGGCAGAUAUAGUGCCCCAAACUAGCUCACUGUCAUUUCUGGCCAAAAUACCGGACCUUGCUGAUACUAAACCUGGGCGGCUGUUGCUCUGUCGAGUUCAUCGCCGUUUAAGUGGCGUCUGUGGAGGGCUGUUAGCUUUAAAACAGAGAAGUGGCUCAACAACAAUCCAGCGCAAAGAGCCUGGUUAUGGAUUUUAACCUUCUGACGGACGGUGAUCCCCGCAGCCCGGCGCUGUCGCUCUCAGACUCCGGGACCCCGCAGCAUGACCCGGGAUGUAAAGGCCUGGACCAGAGCGACACAGAGAAAUCCCAGCAGAACCAGCUGGACGAGUCCAGCGCCGAGGAUGGCUCUCUGAAGAAGAAGCAGCGGCGGCAGAGAACACACUUCACUAGCCAGCAGCUGCAGGAACUGGAGGCCACCUUUCAGAGGAACCGCUACCCUGACAUGAGCACCAGAGAGGAGAUUGCAGUAUGGACCAACCUCACCGAGGCUCGGGUCAGGGUAUGGUUCAAGAACCGGCGUGCCAAGUGGAGAAAGCGCGAGAGGAACCAGCAGGCAGAGUUAUGCAAAAAUGGCUUCGGUGCCCAAUUCAAUGGACUCAUGCAGCCCUAUGAUGACAUGUACACGGGUUAUUCCUACAACAACUGGGCUACCAAGAGCCUAGCAGCAAGCAGCCCACUCUCUGCCAAGAGCUUCCCAUUCUUUAACUCAAUGAAUGUAAGCCCCCUGUCAUCCCAGCCCAUGUUCUCCCCACCAAGCACCAUCCCCUCCAUGAACAUGGCCUCUAGCAUGGUGCCCACAGCAGUAGCUGGAGUUCCUGCUACGAGCCUCAACAACCUGGGCAAUCUCAACAACCUCAACAGUCCCUCAGCACUCAACUCGGUAGCAGUGACCGCAGCCACCUGCCCCUACGCCACCACAGCCAGUCCCUACAUGUACAGAGACACCUGUAACUCCAGUCUGGCCAGCCUGCGGCUCAAGGCCAAGCAGCACACCAAUUUCGCCUAUCCAGCAGUGCAGAACCCCGUGUCCAACUUGAGCCCCUGUCAAUAUGCUGUGGACCGGCCAGUAUGAACUAGAAACUCUGACUCAGUCAACCAGCUGUAAACUCACUGCUACCCCACUUCACAUCUCCUUAGUUCCAUCUGUAAUGUGGCCGAUGCACAGCAGACUGCCAGCUUGUGUGUUCAUGGUACACAAUAAGAGUUAUCUCCACAACUGACACAACAAAUAGACAUGUUCAGAUGGACCACUGCGCUUUGUCGCUGAACUGACCAACUGCUUCAAAUGAUUUUUAAAUAUUAUUGUUCCUUUUCAUUUUUGCCUUCUUUUGAACUGCAUGAUUAGAAUAAAUGUAGAAACCAAGGCUAAAGAAAACAAAGAUGCUGCAACUGGACUGCUGCUGGCCCACAAAACCCUUUGAGCUGCAGUCUUCGCUGCAACGACAACUGGAAGAUGUAUAUAGUUGAAUUUUUCUGUUUGUUUUGUAUGUGAAAAAUACAUCAAAUGUAGUACGGAUGACAGGAGCAUGUUCUACAAAUACAAAGGCCUAGUUUGAUGUUCUAUGAGCACAUUCUUUAAGAACUUUAUUGUGAAUUCCUCGACCGUUGAAGGAUCAUAGGUCAAAGGUCGGCUUGGAGAGGUGACAGGUUAGUCCUGAAAUACGAGCACAACCUCGAAUUUAAACAAACAAACACACACACAUGCACCAGAAUGAGCAAGAAGUUUCAAGUAAAUAUAAAAAGCCAUUGAGUAUAUAGAUUUGUGUGGUGUUAUACAAAGAAAGUCCAUGACUGUAAACAUGUAUGUAAGAGUGCAGUUGUUAUAACAAAAAACCAAACAAAAAACAAGCGAGCUUUCUUCCUGGUGUAGCCUGCUUUGUCUCAUUCAUGAACCAAUUAAAGGAUCCGAUUC